Messenger RNA from Hevea brasiliensis (rubber tree), 1748 nucleotides. RefSeq names its product RING-H2 finger protein ATL54. The record is from RefSeq and is a predicted model, not a curated record. Gene Ontology annotation, molecular function: transferase activity. NCBI's taxonomy places the organism in Eukaryota, Viridiplantae, Streptophyta, Magnoliopsida, Malpighiales, Euphorbiaceae. Bases 249 to 1433 code for a protein of 394 amino acids. Gene Ontology annotation, biological process: protein ubiquitination. The transcript has a single exon.
UAUCAUUGUCUCAUUUUAUUUUCUUUUUCUUCCAAUCCAAACACAGUGUUAGAUAUGGAGCCUAACUCACCAAGCGCACAUCAGCCUUCACUCUUCACUAGAACUUGAAUGGGACACAUUGCUUAACCUUGUUAAUUUCUUCUCUUCCAAUUGAAACCAAAACACAACUCAUCACUAACCCCAUAACAGCUGCCCUUAUUCUUUUUUCACCUUUGUCUCAAUUUCUUGCGCUCUACAUAGUCUCUUUAAUGGCAAAGAAGCAUAGAAAACUCUUCCCAACCCUAAGUGCAACAAACCAAACUGGAGAUUGUCCUGAUUUCUGCGACCCAACCUGCCCUUAUAACUGCUAUCCUUAUGCAGAUUACUAUUACCUGCCUCCACCACCACCACCUCCACCUCUUCCUUCUCUGUUACCCCAAGAGCAUCACUUAUCACCUUAUGUGAUCAUUAUAGUUUCUUUGCUGGCUAGUUUCUUCCUUCUUGUUAGCUAUUAUGUUAUCAUAGCGAAGUCCUGCCCUGGUUGGUGCAGUUCAAGGAACAGCAGGCAGCCACAAGAUGAAGCGGAUAAUACGGAUGGAGAUAUUCUUAAUGAGAACCAAGUUGAUCAUCCGAUUUGGUUUAUCACCACAGCUGGUUUGCAACAGUCAAUUAUAAAUUCGAUCACAGUUUGUAAGUACAAGAAAGGCGAAGGGCUGAUUGAGGGCACCGAGUGUUCAGUUUGCUUGAGUGAGUUUCAACAAGGCCAGACUCUUAGGCUCUUGCCUAAGUGCAACCAUGCCUUCCACAUUUAUUGUAUUGAUACAUGGUUAAGAUCUCACACUAAUUGCCCAUUGUGUCGUGCACACAUAGUCAAUGACCCUGUGACCGCUCCCCUUAUUUCGGUGAAUCAGAAUCCUGAUAAUCAGAACACAAUUGUCAGAACCCACAUGGAGAAUUCUGAAAUUGAUGGUGAAUCAGGCCAUUCUCAGGAGAGAAAUGAACUUUCUGCAAACAGGGAUGGAACAGAGGAGGAAGGUGAAAUAGUAAAUGUUGGUAAUGAAAGAAUCUUAAAGGAGGAUAUAAAUUCUUCUGAAAAUGGUGAUCUUGAGAAAAUUUGUGAGUCUGGUGACGAUUUUCAGGUUGUGAAAAGUGAAAUACAGCCAAUGAGAAGAUCUGUUUCAAUGGAUUCUUUAACAGCUGCAUCUAAGUAUCUUGGUCUGACCAAUACUCCCGCAGUUGAAUUGGAGGAGAGUUCGGUUAAUCAGAUAGAAAACAGUGAGCAAACCGAUUCAGGUAUUGUUUCGAAGCAAAGUGCAUUUAAGCAAAUGGGCAGUUCUUCCAUCACACAACAUCUGCACAAACAUCCGGUUGCUAUGAAAAGAUCAUUUUCAUGCGGUGGGAGGUUUUUCCAAUCGGGACAAAACCGAAACCUGAAUUCAAUUCUACCCUUGUAAAGACUUCAUAGAUAGUUUCGUAUGAGAUAUCUGCAAAUUGGAGAAUUCUCUUUCCCUUCCAUAUCCCAAUAAUGAAGCCAAGGCUUAAACAUGCAAGUCGUGGGAUGUUGAAGCAUUGAGGACAAAGAUAUAGGUUAGGAGAGAUCGGUUUCAGAUGAAUGAAGGAAUAAGUUUCAGCAUCACAAAAUUGUUAUUUAGCUGAUGCCUUAAAGGAGAAGGUAUCGCUUCCACCACCAACAACCCACUGUGCCUCUGUUAUUUUGAUGUGUGAAAUUUGAUUUGGUCUAUGAAGAAUGGUUGGGUUUUUUUUUUUUU